AUGGGAAGAAGAGAAUGGUACAAGAAGACGACGAUGCUGCUUGUGCUGCUUCUAAUUACCAUUACCAUAACAAAGGUGCAAGAAGUAAUUGCGGCAUUAGAAUGUAAUGGGACAAGCAGCAGCAUAGGUGGUUGUCUUCCAGAUGUUGAUGAAUUCCUGAUGGAAUCAGAAACAAGCACUAGGAUUCUUGCUGGUAAUGCUAGACCAACACAAAAGCUAACUUUUCAGGCGACGGGGAGCAGACCACAGAUAUGUAAUGAAAAAAUUUACGGUAAUUGCAUCAAUAAUCGGAACGUUAAGGCAACCCGCUGCAACUAUGGUACCCGCUGCAAUCGUGAAAUCUCCAAGGGCAUCAACUAG
This is a messenger RNA of Solanum dulcamara, 360 nucleotides long. RefSeq lists its product as uncharacterized. The record is from RefSeq and is a predicted model, not a curated record. NCBI's taxonomy places the organism in Eukaryota, Viridiplantae, Streptophyta, Magnoliopsida, Solanales, Solanaceae. Bases 1 to 360 code for a protein of 119 amino acids. The transcript has a single exon.